Molecule: messenger RNA, 3304 nt
Organism: Perognathus longimembris pacificus (Pacific pocket mouse)
Lineage: Eukaryota; Metazoa; Chordata; Mammalia; Rodentia; Heteromyidae
Gene: Sppl2a
Product: signal peptide peptidase like 2A
Exons: 17
Coding region: 249-1844 (531 amino acids)
Biological process (GO): membrane protein proteolysis
Cellular component (GO): Golgi-associated vesicle membrane; lumenal side of endoplasmic reticulum membrane; lysosomal membrane
Molecular function (GO): aspartic endopeptidase activity, intramembrane cleaving
Source: RefSeq, a predicted model, not a curated record
GCAAUUGAUAGUUGCAAUUCCAAACCCAGUAGCUAGAUGGCUACAUGAUUGCAUUGGGAAAACACUGCAUCCUGGAGCCAGAAUCAUCCCAAAGUGGAGGUCAAUCAAAUGAGGCUUUCACUAAAAAUCUUUGCAGACAUAAACAGAUGUCCUGACAAAAUUGAGUUUUCAGUGUCUGCAAAGCUGAAUCAGCUGAAUUGAGGCCUGCAGACUCAUGAAAGCCUGGUGCCUCAGAAUAAUCCUGACAAAUGAUGUCAUGUCUCUUUCUAACUGCAAUGACAGCUGCUCAGGAAGCAGUUCUGCAUGCAUCUGGAAGCGGUACACCUCUGCUCUCCAAGGACUACUGCAUGCUGUAUAAUCCGCUUUGGACAAUGCUUCCAACUACCCUAGAAAAUGCAACUUCCAGAAGCUUGAUGGAUCUGACAAGCACACCACUAUGCAACCGUUCUGAUCUUCUUCCUCUCCAUGGCUUAAACAAUAAAGCAGUGGUGGUACACUGGGGACCCUGCCAUUUUCUUGAAAAAGCCAGAAUUGCACAGACAGGGGGCGCUGAUGCCUUGUUGGUCGCCAAUAACAGUGUGUUCGCUCCUCCCUCAGGGAAUAGAUCUGAAUUUCAAGAUGUGAAAAUACCAAUUGCAUUUAUAAGCCAAAAAGACUUUGAAGACAUGAAGCAGACUCUUGGAAGUAACAUUACUGUAAAAAUGUAUGUACCACCACGGCCUAACUUUGACUAUACUAUGGUGGUUAUUUUUGCAAUUUCUGUGUUCACUGUGGCAUUAGGAGGAUACUGGAGUGGACUUAUUGAAUUAGAAAACUUAAAGACACUAACAAACACUGAGGAGAGAGAAACGAGGAAAAAGAAGGAAGAAUAUGUGACUUUCAGUCCUCUUACAGUUGUAGUGUUUGUGGUGAUCUGCUGUGUUAUGAUGGUCUUACUGUAUUUCUUCUACAAGUGGUUGGUUUAUGUUAUAAUAGCAAUUUUCUGCAUAGCAUCAGCAAUGAGUCUGUACAACUGUCUGGCUGCACUAAUUCGUAAGAUACCAUAUGGACAAUGCACGAUUACGUGUCGUGGCAAAAGCAUUGAAGUGAGACUUCUUUUUCUCUCUGGACUAUGCAUAGCUGUAGCUGUUGUUUGGGCUGUGUUUAGAAAUGAGGAUAGGUGGGCUUGGGUUUUACAGGAUAUCUUGGGCAUUGCUUUCUGCCUGAAUUUAAUUAAGACACUGAAGUUACCCAAUUUCAAGUCAUGUGUGAUACUUCUAGGCCUUCUCCUCCUCUAUGAUGUUUUUUUUGUUUUCAUAACACCAUUCAUCACAAAGAAUGGUGAGAGUAUUAUGGUUGAACUUGCAGCUGGACCUUUUGGAAACACGGAAAAGAAUGAUGGAAACUUUGUGGAAGCCACUGCUCAGCCCUCAGCUCCCCAUGAGAAAUUACCAGUAGUUAUCAGGGUCCCAAAGCUGAUGUAUUUCUCAGUAAUGAAUGUGUGCAUCCUGCCUGUUUCCUUAUUGGGUUUUGGAGACAUUAUUGUACCUGGCCUGUUGGUUGCAUACUGCAGAAGAUUUGAUGUUCAGACUGGUUCUUCUUCUGUCUACUAUGUUUCAUCCGUAAUUGCCUAUGCCAUUGGCAUGAUACUUACAUUUGUUGUUCUGGUGCUGAUGAACAAGGGGCAGCCUGCUCUCCUCUACCUGGUACCUUGCACACUUAUUACUGCCUCAGUUGUUGCUUGGAGGCGUAAGGAAAUGAAAAAGUUCUGGAAAGGAAGCAACUAUCAGGUAAUGGCCCAUCUGGACUCUUCAACAAAUGAAGAAAACCCGGUGACUACUGAUGAACAGAGUGUCCAACAGUAAUAUUACACGGACGUACAAUAAUGUGUUAUUGAUUUUCUACAAAUAGAGUUUGACUUUUUAAAUCAAUUUUUGAAUCGACAAUCUGAAAGCAUUUUCAGUGAUGUUUGCAAAUAUAUAUAUUUUUAUGAGUUGGUAUCGAAAAUUACAUCAUAAAGAAUGAAAAUGCAUUUGCUUUUAAUUAUGUCAAAAUUGUGCCUUCACAUUAAAUAAAAGCAUAUGGUCUAUGUGCUUUCCAAGAUCCAUUAUAUAAGUAUAUUUUUCUAAAAAAAAAAAUGCCUUGCCACUCUAGACCUUCCUUAAUGAAAUAUGUUUCUUUCAACUCUAAUGAUAGAUCAAAGUAUGACUGUCAAAAUGAGAUGAACAAAUGUUUUAUUAAAAAAUUAUGUAGAUUUUAUCUUCUCUGUAGAAAUAACUAUUUAAGACCAUGCCUAAAGGCAAUUCAGCUGUGAAAAUCUGGGCCUUUGUAUAUCCUGAAGAAGUGAGAAAUAUAUAAUUCAGGAAUAAAUAUAAACAUUUUUAUAGUGUUAAUUUUGAAAACGUAUAACCAUUUUAAAAAGUUAACAGCUCAGAUUAAUUUAGACUGCAUAUCUAUCUAUCUAUCUAUGCACGUUAGAAUAUCUUUCCAGACACAGAGAAACAUAAUAUAUAGAACUAUCCAUUAAAAGGAUAUAAAUAUAGCAUCUAUUUUUUGAAAGUGCAGCUUAACUUUGAGUUUCACUUUGGUAUUUUUGAUCUUUUUAAUGUUCAAAGUAUAAAUGUGCUUUGUAGCCCAUCUAUAAAAUGAACAUCUUAGAUCAGUUAAUCACUAAUUAACUGAUAACUUCUAACUUAAAAAUUUCUUUUCUUUCUCGCUCUCGCUCUCUCUUUUUGUAUAAUAUCGGGUGUGCUCUUGAACAUUUUCUGGGAGACAGAGAUUGAAUUAUCUUCCCAUUUUCUUUUUCUCUAAGAGGUUUCCAAAAUACCAGUGAUUGCAAAAGAAGAGUUGUCAUUUCUGUGUAAAUAAUGUACAAAAUAUGUGUACAUAUCUAGUCUUUUAUUCUAAGGCCAAAUGAAUUUAUUAAAAGAUAAAACCAGUGCCUUUUAAAAUGGAUCAGACCUUUGAUGUUUGAACUAAACUUAAUAUUACAUGCUUUGUUUAAUUGUUAACUUGCUGAGUAACUCACAAAUAGAGAAAUUUCAUGGACAGUCAGCCCUUCCUUCUACUUUUGUUGAUGGCCAAUGACUUAGCUGGCAAGUAAGAGUUAAUCUUCAUUUUGUCUUCCUUUUAUCAAGUUUUGAAUUUUUUCCAAGGAAUGUAAUUUAUUUGGCAGGCUCUAAUAGAACAGAUUAAGUGCCAUUUUAAUACUCCAACUAUUUAUAAUGUCAAUACAAUACUUGUCAGAAUACAGCUUUUUUAGUAAAAUUAUCUUCAGUCUCAUCCAAGCCUUAUGAUAUUAAAAGCCUCAACUACAUCUUAUGAA